AAAGGUAAAUUUACACGUUCGGUUAACAGAAGUUAGUGUACGUCUUAGUCUACAAACCACGUGAGGGUUAUGUGGUGAUUUCCGAAUGUCAGGGGGGUAAUCCGCACCCGGCCCAAACUACAAGGGAGUAAAGUGAAGUUUGCUCUAUAUUUAAAUGUGCAAAAUUGAUCCUUGCCUACUUCUACUCAUUCACUUAACCAGAGCAACUCAUCCAACCCUUGGGGUUUGUCCAUGGGAUUCAAUGUCUUGUUGUGUGUGAUCUGAUUUUGGUUCAUGUUAUGGAUUGCAGCACUGCUGGCUGUCCAUUUGGGGAGAACUGCCACUUCCUUCACUAUGUGCCUGGUGGGUAUAAUGCUGUUGCACAGAUGAUGAACCUGGCUCCAGCUCCUGUUUCAAGAAACAUGGCUGCACCUCCUCCCAUCCCAGAUGGUUCUUCCCCAUCUGGUGUGAAAACCCGAAUGUGCAACAAAUAUAAUACUGCCGAAGGCUGCAAGUUUGGUGACAAAUGCCAUUUUGCCCAUGGUGAGUGGGAACUUGGCAAGCCUGUUGCUCCAUCACAGGAUGAUUCUCGUGCCAUGGGAGCUAUUCUAAGCCGUUUUCCAGGCCGGAUAGAGCCACCUGCACCAGCUCCUGUCACUGGCUUUGGUGACUCAGCCACUGCCAAAAUUAGUGUAGAUGCUUCUCUUGCUGGAGCAAUCAUAGGAAAGGUUGGUGUGAACUCCAAGCAGAUCUGUCGCCAAACAGGGGUGAAGCUAUCUAUUCGAGACCAUGAAUCAGAUGCAAAUCUUAGAAACAUUGAACUUGAGGGUACAUUUGAUCAGAUCAAGCAAGCAAGUUCCAUGGUAAGAGAGUUAAUUGUGAGUGUUGGUUCAAUGGGUGGCCAUGCAAAGACCCCUGGAGCCCCAGCCUCAUCCCAUCCAGCAGCAAGCAACUACAAGACGAAGAUGUGUGAAAAUUUUGCAAAGGGCUCCUGCACAUUUGGAGAAAGAUGCCACUUUGCACAUGGAGCUGCCGAGUUGCGCAAAUCAGGAGUAUGAAGAUGUUUUGGUUCUCUGGUUGUUAUGCAUAGUGGCGCUUGUGCUGCAAGCACUACCUUUGAGAUCUAGCUGUGCUAUGAAACCCAUGGGCAAUGUAACUGAGACUGACAUUGUAGCAUUUUCCAGUCACUGGUUUAUAUGAGCUAUAUAAUAUUUAACUGUACUAUCUGCUACUCUUUUUUUUUUUUUGGCGUCUUGUUUCCCAAGUAACGAGAAAGAAUUAUGACCAAGAACAAGCUAGUUAUAUCGGGUCGUAAGUUCAAUUUAAUAGCUGCUUGUGUGUUCUAUUGAGGAGAUGGAGGGAUACUCCAAGGAAGGAAGAAGCUAUAUUAUGCCAGGCUUGUUUUAGCAUGUCAGCUGGGUCACACUAAAAGUUCCAUUUGGAAGGAAAGAGUUAGGCCUUGUUUGGUUUGUAUUUGAGAAACAUGUGUUGAGAUAAAAAGUACGAAAAUUUGUUUGGUUUGA
Messenger RNA from Camellia sinensis, 1502 nucleotides. Lineage: Eukaryota; Viridiplantae; Streptophyta; Magnoliopsida; Ericales; Theaceae. The record is from RefSeq and is a predicted model, not a curated record.